CCUUCUCCCUGCCCAGCUACUCUACGAGGCUGGAGCCCCCGGCAGCAGGCGCGCAACACAACACUGACAGCUGCGACUGAGUCAAAACCAAGGGGGGAAAGAUGGAGCACAGAGACACCGACUUCAAUAUAAUGUUAGCGACCGACUCGUACAAGGUUACACAUUACAAACAGUACCCCCCCAACACAAGUAAAGUGUACUCCUACUUCGAGUGUCGUGAGAAGAGAACAGACCCCAGCAAAAGCAGAAAAGUCAAAUAUGACAAAACCGUCUUCUAUGGCCUACAGUACAUCCUCCACAAAUACCUAAAAGGAAAAGUAGUGACUCCGGAGAAGAUCCAAGAGGCGAAGGAGGUCUACAGAGAACACUUCCAGGAUGAUGUUUUUAAUGAGAAGGGCUGGACUUAUAUUUUGGAGAAAUACAACGGACACCUGCCCAUUGAAAUCAAGGCUGUGCCGGAGGGGAGUGUCAUCCCUCGAGGCAACGUUUUGUUCACAGUGGAGAGCACGGACCCUGAAUGUUACUGGCUCACCAACUGGGUGGAGACCAUCCUGGUUCAGAUCUGGUACCCCAUCACCGUGGCAACCAACUCCAGAGAGCAGAAGAAGAUUCUUGCCAAGUACCUCCUGGAGACCUCUGGGAACCUUGAAGGCCUGGAGUAUAAAUUACAUGACUUUGGUUACAGAGGUGUCUCCUCACAAGAGACUGCAGGCAUCGGUGCCUCCGCCCAUCUGGUUAACUUCAAGGGCACAGACACAGUCGCUGGCAUCGGCGUCAUUAAGAAGUACUAUGGCACCAAGGAUCCUGUCCCGGGCUUCUCAGUACCGGCUGCAGAGCACAGUACCAUCACAGCAUGGGGGAAGGACCAUGAAAAAGACGCCUUUGAGCACAUUGUCAAGCAGUUCCCCAGCGUGCCUGUGUCCAUAGUCAGCGACAGCUACGACAUCUACAACGCCUGUGAGAAGAUCUGGGGAGAGGACCUACGGGGGCUGAUAGAGACACGCAGUGCAGAUGCUCCACUGGUGGUCAGACCGGAUUCUGGAAACCCUCUCGAUACAGUUUUGAAGGUUUUGGAGAUUCUGGGUAAGAAGUUUAUUCCAGAGGAGAACUCUAAAGGCUUCAAAGUUCUCCCUCCUUACAUCAGAGUUAUACAAGGAGACGGAGUUGACAUCAACACACUGCAGGAGAUAGUUGAAGGCAUGAAGGAACACAGGUGGUCCAUUGAGAACAUUGCAUUUGGAUCUGGGGGUGCUCUGCUGCAGAAACUGACCAGAGAUCUGCUGAACUGCUCCUUUAAAUGCAGUUACGUGGUCACCAACGGACUUGGGGUAAAUGUCUUCAAGGACCCAGUGGCCGACCCAAACAAGAGGUCAAAGAAGGGUCGCCUGUCCCUGCACCGGACGCAGAGUGGAGACUUUGUCACCCUAGAGGAAGGCAAGGGUGACCUGGAGGAGUACGGCGUGGACCUGUUGCACACAGUCUUUCAGAACGGGAAGAUAGUGAAGACGUACACAUUCGACGAAGUCAGAGACAAUGCCAAGCUCAAAGAGAGUGAGCUUGAUGAUCUGCUGCACUGAACAGCAGCACUAUUGAAGCACCCCCCAACUUUCCACCCUAAAAUAACCCCAUGUCCUCCCUCAACAACUUCACCUUUUGGCCUCCAACGUCACCUCCUGAAAACGGCGGUUGCGUGCACUGCUAAUAGAACCCACUCCCAAAGCCCGAGAGCCCCCUUAGAACGUUCCUAAAAACCUGAGAUCUACCUUGAUUUUCACAGAACUUCCCUCGCAAUUUGACAAACGCUGCUCUGAGUCUCCAACAGGGUCGGAAAUUUGGACUCCGGAGGAGAGAAAAGGAGUGAGACAGAAAUUAGACGGGCAAGAGGGAAAGAAUUAUGAUGACAAACAGUUGAGACGUCGCGGUCCUAAUCCCCAAAAUCGAAAAAAAUCAGCAUGUUGCACUGAUAGGCUAGACAUUGCAGAAGUGAGAAUGCGAUUGGCUACUGAGAGGCAAUGUGUUAGCAGGCUUUUUCAUGCUGACACAAGUGAAGAAAGUCAUGACUGAGAGAAAGAAAGAAUUAUGAAGCCACACCCACCAGUGACCGUGCCCCGUGUAUUGUGUACAGAACUGUUUUGAAAAAUCCAUGUCUGAAUUUACUUAGCUUUGUCUUUUAUGUGAAGGAGGAUGAUGAUGGUAUAUAGCGAUGCACCAGUAACAUUGACCGAAAACUGCUAAUACAACGCUUUACAAACACUGUAUUUAUUUUACUUGCUUUUUGUAGUUUGGGCCCAAAUUAUAGAAGGGCAACAUUUAUCAAGUACUACCUGAAUAUUUUCUACUCAUACUCUGCCAAAUUAAAUGUUAUUGGUGCAUCUGUGAAGGUGUAUCAUCUACCUGCCAUCAUGUUGCCCAAAGAGUAUCCCCAUAAUGAAGGCCCAGUCUGCCCAGCCAUUGAAAAGGUGAUGCCUCCAUGCAUUUGUGUAAAUUCUAAGAAAAAUAUGAUUCAUGAUCAGAUCUAAAUUAGAAGUGUUAGAUUGGGUCCUCAUGAUGGCAGUGCUCUUAAAGUCUUUGGAAUAUUAAACCAAGAGUUGUAAAAAAAAAAAUCACAGCAAUCGUCUUCACUGGACUGAAGAUUAUCUAACUAUGUGUUUAUGAAAGAUUAAAUAUGUGGCUCCUGGGCAGAAAUGUAUGUUAAAUGUUGGUCCUGAUGUAUGGGAAUGCUUGAGUGUAUGUGUGUGUAUGGUUGUGAGUGCGUGCGAAUACUGAUAUUUUCUUCCUCUAAAGGAUAGCAUAGUAUUCCUUUAUGCAAAUGUACUUGUUGAUCGGGGAAAUAACAACGAACACUCUUCCAUUUACUUUGCCGGGCCUUUUAUUUUGAAAGGAGACGUGGCAGUGUGAUAAGUAAAGCGAGACUGGAUAGGAGAACGAGUUUCUGAUCAGCAAAAUGUCGCCCUCAAUAUCACUGCCUUAACUUGUGAAAAGCCAGGAAAUGAGAGGAAGAUUCGAAAUAAUUCCAAUAUUAUUGGUGAAUAAUACUCGUAUUUACAUUUGUUUCUGAUAUAGAAAUUUAGAUCUAGCUUAUGAUGCCUUUUGAAGUAGUUGAGCUUUCUAUCCAGGGCAUCCCAGAUCAGUGUCACUCCUCUCUGUAGGUGUGUAUGGUCACAAGUCGACCCUUUCCAGAAUGAAGGGAUUUAAUAGGAGCAAGGAGCUGGUGACAUCACUGGUAAUAGAUGGCUUGUUAAUGCCAGGAGGAUUGUGGGAAUUUUUCAAUGUUCCUUCUGAAAAGCCGCUGUGAGGAACUUUAAAUUUAGGCUAAUUUUUGGCACCUGUUUUGGACAAAGCUGCACAUGUUUUCUCCAAGCUGAUUGGUCCAGUGCAACAGUGUAUCAGGGCCAUUCUAAGAAACCAAAAAAAUUAAGAGGAUCUGUAAAUUUCUAGAAAAAUUGUCAUUUUUUGAGUAACAGAUUUAAGUUUUAGAGACUAUUAAGUCAUACAUUUACAAGAUAAAAAAUCUCUUUUUUUUUUUUUUUAAGUUGUAAAUUCACAAUAAAAAACAAAGUCUUCAAGUUUAAAAGCCAAACAUUUUGACUAUAUAGAUUAAAAAUUUUAGUUUAAUAAUAUCAGAUAUGUCGGCGCGCCGGUAGUCGAGUGGUUAAGGCGCAUGCCAUAUACGCAGGCAACCCAGGUUCAAAUCCGGCCCGUGGCACUAUUUCCUGCAUGUCUCUCCCCGCUCUCUCCCCUGUUUCCAACUCUAUCCACUGUCCUAUCAAAAUAAAGGCAAAAAGGCCAAAAAAUAAUAAUAAUAAUAAUAAUAUCAGAUAUGUCAAGUUUAUAGUCAGAAAUCUAUGAUAUAAAGUCAUAAAUUUAUAGAAACCAGACUCUGAAUUGUUUAGUUCGAAAGGUGAUUUACAACAACAACAACAACAAAAAUUUUAGUUCAAAAAUCAUAAUCUUUGACCUUUUAAAUAAAUCAUAGAAAAAAUCAGAAAUUUACAACAUUAUAAAGUCAUAAAUUGAUGAGAAGCCAAGUUCUUAAAUUUUUGUGUUAAAAACUCAAAGAUUCACAGGGGAGAAAAAUUACUCAUUUUCAAGAUAAAAAGACAAAAUUUGUACUUUAAAACUAAAAAAUUUUGUAUAUACAAAAUCAGAAAUUUAUGACAUAAAGCUGGAAAUUUACAAGAAACCAAACCGGAUUUUUCAAUUUGGAAAGUUUGAAAUCUACAAGGAAAAAAACAUUUUUGAGUUUGGAAGUCAUACAUUUUACUCUAGACAAAAAUUUAAAGGUUUUUGUCAAAAGUUUAUAACAUUAUAACAUCAUAAAUUUAAAGCAACCAAACUCUUAAUUUUAAUUUUAAACAAUUUGGAAUUUAUGCGAAGCAAACUUGAAAAUUCAAAUUCUGAACCAUUUAAAUUACAAAAAAAGGUAAUUAAUACAAUCAGAUAUUCAUGACAUAAAAAAAAGUCGGGAAUUCAUGAGAACCCAAACUGAAUUAUUGAGUUAAAAAAUUCUAUGUAAAGUCAGAAAUUUACAGCAUUAUAAAGUUGUAAAUUUAAGAGAAACCAAACUGAAAACAGUGGGAAGCCUGCCACAGCUUAGAUUGUCUCCUCUAAUAGAAAAUGAUUCUGGGUCGAUUAGGCUUUUAUCUGCAGUAUUUGCGCAAGGAAUACAGAUCCAUGUGGUAUGAUCUUCUUUCACACAAUGAGCUAUUUUCAACUUUAUAAUAAUAAAAAAAAAAAACAUUUUGUUCCCACUAAUUCCCAAGUUUUUAAACUAGAUUUUUUUUGUCAUUAAUUUGACUUUUGUAUCUAAAUGUAGAUGUCCUCAAAAACUAAGAGAUCCUCUUGUUUUCAGUUGUUACAGUGGCUCUUAUACACUGUCCUAGUCCAGUAACAGUCAGGUGUUUCAGUCAUUGAGAGUCUUUGCUGGGGAAAAUUUGAAAAACAAACAAGACUGUUUCAGUAGGUACCUAACUCAUGGCAGCAGUAUGUGGCUUUAAAAAUCAAAAUGCAUCCUUAAACGAGCUAUGUGCUGAUUGUCCGGUUUGCUCUUAGAGGCAUCAGUAUUAAACACCUGUUUCAUAAUCCACAAAAAACUCCCAACAUGAGCUUUAAGUUUGGGCAGAUAAACACAAACAGUAAAGAAGCAUGUAUAACCAGAAAGCUCCCUGUUAUUUUAGCUACUCAUGUGGCCACAUGAUCAAAUUAAUCGCCAUAGAGAUGUAAAAUAAGUCUAGUAGUAGUGAAAGACCAAAUACCUUCAAUACUAACAACAUUCCUAUCAGCCUCAACUGCAUUUUUAGGGAUUAAGUUCUUCAACAGUCGUAACCAAGAUAACCCGUUAGCAUGCUAGCUUUGUCUUUAUGAACCUGUUAGCAUGCAAACAUUUGUAUUUAGCUAACAAUGUUGCCUCAUAGGCUGAACAGCGUUUUAUGCUUUAUGGCUAAUCAGCAAUUGUUAGCAUGCUAACAUGCCAAUUGACAGAAUGGACAGCUCACCAUAGGCAUGUUUUUCUUCUCUUCUUGAGCUCGUUAGCAUGCUGAUGUUAGCAUUUUGCUGAAAGUACAUUCUCAAAAAGCUGCUAGUAUAGCUGUAGUCAGUCUUGUCAGAGCCUAUAGAAGUGUGCAUUGUAUUUUGUUCUUUAUAAAACACUUCAAAGUUAUAGCUUUACACAUUUUAGCAAAAGCUCAGUUAAUUGUUUGCCACUGGGCUGCCCCAGUGAAGCUCUUAGAGGUUCAGUGGCCUUGUCACUUAACCUUGCUAGUUUUCUUUGAUUUUAGCAAGACUUUUAAGAAACCUUUGAUGUCACUGACUCCAGUUUUCCGCUCCUGGCUCAGACUGAGCUGCUCCUACAAACAAAGCUGGUAAACAACUCAUGCAGGAAAAGAAAUCCCUCUUCUCUUUGAAUUUCCUUCUGUUUGCACUCUGUCACCAUCACAUCAUUUGUUAUCCAACUUUCCUGGAGCACUGACACAGCUGUCCUUGAGCUUUUUUUCAAUGAAGAGGGGCAUUUCAGUGGAAGGUUGAUUUACUAUUUUGAUACUGUCUCAGUUCUUACCUCAAACAAACAUUAUUUUGUAUGACCAAGGAGAAUAAAAAUGCCAGAACUGUUGCAGUAAAUAUCCUUAUUUACGAUGCGGCCAUACUGCCUUCUCACUUGUACAUACGACAAAGAGUUUGACUGAAAGCAGAGAGGGCAGGUUAGGGAGACGAUCACACUAGAUAAUAUUAUUAUUUUUGUCGGAAUAACCGUUUUUGUACCAACAGAAGAAUAUCCAAAACUGCUGCGUGAAUCAGAGGCGUGACUGUCAAGCUUUUAGCUUCUGUUUGUGUGCGUGUGUGGUUUGUGUGUGUGACUGCCUUGUGUAUAAUGGAUGAAAAAGUAUUUGUGGAUACUUUAUUUUCUUUAUGUUGUUGUUGUUUUACUCGUAUGUAUAUGUUGGUUGUCCCAAAUUCUCUCCCAACACAACUGAUAUUUUAACUAACAUAACUUGCUAUAUUGUCAACAAUACAUUGAUUAAAGAUGCCACCCUGUCAAUUUCAAA
This is a messenger RNA of Cheilinus undulatus (humphead wrasse), 6542 nucleotides long. RefSeq names its product nicotinamide phosphoribosyltransferase 1 (gene nampt1). The transcript is spliced from 11 exons. Gene Ontology annotation, molecular function: nicotinamide phosphoribosyltransferase activity. Lineage: Eukaryota; Metazoa; Chordata; Actinopteri; Labriformes; Labridae. The record is from RefSeq and is a predicted model, not a curated record. Gene Ontology annotation, biological process: NAD+ biosynthetic process. The coding region runs from base 102 to 1577 and encodes 491 amino acids.